AUGAAGAAGAAAGGCUCUGAAGCCAUGAAGGGCUGUAUCUUUGUCUUGGGAACACAAAGCUCUUUGAAGUUGUCGGAGACGCACGUUUUGCCUUUGAAACAUGAACACCAUGAAUGGGGACAAGCCCAAGAUGUAAAUACUGGACAGGACGCCAUGGGCAUGUCGUCCAAAGGAGUGGAUGUCGAAUAUCCAGCCAGGAAUGAUAUUAUGCCUCCUGACCGGGCGGAGGACACGCCGAACGCAAUGUUGUCCUCUGACCAAAAUUGUCCAACGUCGGCCAGAAGGUCAAAACUAGAGAAUGAGGACCCGGUCUCGAACUUGCGGGAGCAUUGCGAGGCCGUCCCCGUCUUCCUUCGAAGCGAAUUUCAUCCUCGGUUGGGUGAUUGGGAGUCAUCCCGCAGUUCUCCAACUCUCCCAGCUCCCCAAAUCAAGGGACCGGGGGCGUUUCCAGGAAGCGGUUCAUUGAUGCAACGUGUUGCGAUGCGGACGACUGCGUACCGAGGACGGUAA
This is a messenger RNA of Sodiomyces alkalinus F11, 510 nucleotides long. RefSeq lists its product as hypothetical. The record is from RefSeq and is a predicted model, not a curated record. Bases 1 to 510 code for a protein of 169 amino acids. The transcript is spliced from 6 exons. Lineage: Eukaryota; Fungi; Ascomycota; Sordariomycetes; Glomerellales; Plectosphaerellaceae.